CUCAUUGAUUCGCAAUCACAUUAAUAUUAGCUAUGAUCUUGCAGGGACCCAUCGUGUGGUUUUCGCCUUUAAUAGGUGCGGCAUUAAGUUCGUGACCUCGACGUCUGGCGUGUUCGUGCAGAUGGCAGUCUUCAAACAGCUACUAAACAAAAUUCACCUAUUCUCGUCUCGCCAUGAGAGCCAGACGAGCGACGAUGAAGAGGAAUUCAAGCUUCCGAACAUGGCGUCCCUCGUCAUCAUGAUCUCGAUGAAUCUCCUUCUUCAGGUAUCAUUUUUCAUUGUCGUUUCAUCGUCAAACAAAUAUGCGGAGUACUUGGGAGGAAAUGCCACUUUCUCUGGUAUUAUCAUCGGUAUACCGACGGCCUUUGCUGGGCUUUCUUUGAUUCCAUUGACAAAGUAUGAUAAAGGGGUGUACAAAAUGCCCCUUCAUGUCAGUUGCUUCUUCGCCAUCCUAGGCCACGUCGCCUACGCUCUUGCUUACCGGGCCAACUUCUUGUAUUUGAUUCUGAUCGGCCGUUGCCUCAAUGGUGUUGCAUUCUCCAUGUUCAUGUACUGCAAACGGUACUGCACAGACCCUCGAAUUGUUGGCAUCAGACGAAGGACGACACUUGCCAGCUGGUUAGUCAUUUGUCAAGGGAUGGGCAUGAGCCUUGGUCCAUUCCUUGGUGGGGUGUUGUACAACAUCGGGUUCUCAAACUCAGUUUUCAACGGUUAUACAAGCCCGGGAUGGAUCAUGGCUGGUAUUUACGUCGUCUUCUGGGUUUUGGUGACGAAAUACUUUGAGGACAUCCCUCAACCACCAACCAUGAUGGAAUUGCAGUCAGCGAGCGAUUCAAAUGAUAUCCCGAUGGUGGUCGUAGAAGCGAAAGGUCGAGACGCCGAGGCUUCUCCCAAUUAUUCAUCAGCGCCUACCACCCGCCCUCCCUCACCCGUCGACGAAUCGUUCAGAGCACAGCUCUCGCUGAUAACGCGGUCUCAGUGGGGUGUCAUUGCAACCAUGUGCUGGUUCGCGAUGCUCUGUUUUUUCAUCCUAGGUUCUUGGGAAGCCAACUUGCCUGUAUUUGGUGCUGCCGCUGGAAACCUUCACUGGUCUCCAUUCGCCGCAGGAAAUUUCAUCGCUCUCGGCGGAAUAACAUGUUUCCCCUUCCUUCUCGCCAACCUCUUAGCUGCGCGUCGUAUACAAGAUCGCAAGCUCCUCGCUGUCGGUACGAUUCUCGGCCUUGCAGGCCUUCUCAUAUUUGUCUCCAUCCUUCGCACCGGCACAGUCAAUUACGGCUCGCUAUUUGCAUGUUGGUGGACCGUGGCGCUCGGUUUUAACCUUGCGACCACUGUGACCCUUAGUCUACUCAGCAAGCAGCUCCCACCCGAGUGGAACGGGCGCACUUCGAUGGCAAUUCAAUACAGUAAUUACACUGGUCGUGUUACGGGCGCAAUCUGGGGUGGUUCGGGUGUUUCAGUUGGGAUGUUGAACUUUGUGGGAUUGGAGAUUGCUAUGGUCGGUAUUGGAGCUGUUUUGUUUACCACUUUGUGGAGGGAUCUGAAGACGAAGACGGGAUGACCUACCCAUGGAAGAGGGCAAUUUGUAUAUAGAGGCUUUUUCAUUUGUAACUACUGCACAUUUGUUGUUUUUGUAACAGAGUUUAUGGGGUCUUACA
Messenger RNA from Suillus clintonianus, 1655 nucleotides. Its product is annotated as major facilitator superfamily domain-containing protein. Gene Ontology annotation, biological process: transmembrane transport. The coding region runs from base 122 to 1558 and encodes 478 amino acids. Gene Ontology annotation, molecular function: transmembrane transporter activity. The record is from RefSeq and is a predicted model, not a curated record. Lineage: Eukaryota; Fungi; Basidiomycota; Agaricomycetes; Boletales; Suillaceae. The transcript is spliced from 3 exons. Gene Ontology annotation, cellular component: membrane.